ACCCUGCUCUCCCACUUCCGCUCCGUCGUUGCUAGGCUACCGGGGCCCUAGCAGCAGAAAGCCGCGGCAGGCCAGUGCUGCAAGCGUGUUCUCUGGGCGCUGAGCGUUUCGGCCGCUGUCCCUGCAGUGAGGUGGCCUCCCGCCUGGCUUAGGCUCCUUUGCCCGGGCCGGGGAGCGGAGGCGAUCGCACCCUUCCCCUGCCUUUCUAGGAAAUCUCCACGCCCCCGCCCCUAUUCUUCGGGAAACUGCCCCUCGCCUCCUUCUCCAGCACCAGAAAGCCCUGAACCCCUGGGUCCCGUUUUCGCGGGCCCACACUGCGGGCCCCUGACCUUUCUUCUCUACCCCGAGGCGACUCCGUCGCAUCCCUCUACCCCCCACCCCCCAUUCGCAAUUCUUUCACUUUCCUGUUGCGUCCUGGUGGUGGGCAUCUCCCUCCUCGGAGAGGGAAGCAUGGGACCAGCACGGGUCCAGGCACCUCCGGAGGCAGAGGCUGGAAGACAAACCGCCCUCCCUAGUUCCUCAGCUUCUGUGUAAUCAGCUGCCCUUUUGGAAAUCGGGCGGGGGUUGUGGCUGGAUGCCGGUGUCACUGACUUGUCUUCAGCAUAGAAUGCAGAAGUAACAUGUUCCCAGCACUGGAAACAGAGGUAAAGCAGGAGACUCUUCCUGAUCCCUAUGAAGACUUCAUGUACCAUCAUCUUCAAUACUAUGGCUACUUUAAAGGUCACAGAGGUAGUUUACCAACCUCAGCUACACACCAGCAUGUUUGGAAGAAUAAUCCUCGAUACCCGUUGAGCGGCUCUUUUGGAGAAAGACAGGGUAUGAUACCAGACCCUCUGCAAAAGGAGAAGCUUCUGUGGCCCACCUGUAUAUCUUCACCUGUGCAUAGACAGAUAGAAGCUGUGAGCAGAGAUUCUCUUAUGCUUAGUUCACCACUUCUUAAGAGCAGGCAGCUUCUUCAUGAUGAAUUUGGUGAAGUCAACCCAUGUCUUCGAGAACCCCGAGAUCUCUUUACCUUCUUCUCUAGCAGCGGGCCUCUGCAGGCUCCGAGGUGGCCAAUAGAAUGUGAGGUCAUCAAGGAAAACCUUCAUCAUAUUGAGUGGGUUCCACCUCAACCAGAAUAUUUCUAUCAACCUACAGGAAAUGAAAAGUUACCAGAAAUUGUAGGAGAAGAAAAAGGCACAGUUGUCUUUCAAUUAGAUUCAGUGCCCACCGAAGGUUCCUAUUUCACUAGUUCCAGAGUGGGAGGCAAGCGAGGGAUCAUCAAGGAGCUUGCUGUUACGCUGCAAGGACCUGAGGACAAGACUCUCCUGUUUGAGUCAAGGUUUGAGAGCGGGAAUCUGCAAAAAGCUGUCAGAGUAGAUACCUAUGAGUAUGAGCUCACCUUGCGAACUGACCUCUACACAAACAAACACACUCAGUGGUUUUAUUUUCGAGUGCAGAACACUAGAAAAGAUGCCACCUACCGCUUCACCAUUGUCAACUUGCUAAAACCCAAGAGCCUUUAUACUAUAGGGAUGAAGCCACUCAUGUACUCCCAGUUGGAUGCCAAGACUCACAACAUUGGCUGGAGAAGAGAAGGAAAUGAAAUCAGGUACUAUAAGAACAACAGGGACGAUGGGCAGCAGGCCUUUUACUGUCUCACGUGGACCAUUCAGUUCCCACACGACCAGGACACUUGCUUCUUCGCACACUUCUAUCCAUAUACAUACACUGACUUGCAGUGCUACCUGCUGUCAGUGGCAAACAAUCCUGUCCAGUCUCAGUUCUGCAAACUCCGAACUUUAUGCAGGAGCCUUGCAGGAAAUACCGUCUACCUGCUCACCAUCACCAACCCAUCCCGGACCCCUCAAGAGGCAGCUGCAAAGAAAGCUGUGGUCUUGAGUGCCAGAGUCCACCCCGGAGAAAGUAACGGCUCCUGGGUCAUGAAAGGCUUUUUGGACUUCAUCCUGAGCAACUCUCCAGAUGCCCAGCUCCUCAGAGAUAUCUUUGUCUUCAAAGUGGUUCCUAUGUUAAAUCCAGAUGGAGUGAUUGUGGGCAAUUACCGGUGUUCAUUGGCUGGAAGGGACUUGAAUAGACAUUAUAAAACCAUUCUGAAGGAGUCUUUCCCUUGUAUCUGGUACACCAGGAACAUGAUCAAAAGACUUCUUGAAGAAAGGGAGGUUCUCUUGUAUUGUGAUUUCCAUGGCCACAGCCGUAAGAAUAAUAUCUUCUUGUAUGGCUGUAAUAACAAUGAUCGCAAGUACUGGCUUCAUGAGCGAGUCUUUCCUUUAAUGUUAAGCAAAAAUGCGCCAGAUAAGUUCUCUUUUCAUAGUUGUAAUUUUAAGGUCCAAAAGUGCAAAGAAGGAACAGGACGAGUUGUAAUGUGGCGGAUGGGAAUCCUGAACAGCUACACCAUGGAAUCUACCUUUGGGGGGUCCACACUGGGCAAUAAAAGAGAUACUCACUUUACUACUGAGGAUCUAAAGUCUCUAGGUUAUCAUGUUUGUGACACCCUUCUGGAUUUCUGUGAUCCUGACCGAACCAAGUUCAUGCAGUGCCUAACAGAGCUUAAAGAGCUCUUACAACAAGAAGUCCAUAAGAAAUUCAAUGAGCUUGGACAAGAUAUGGAUUUAGAAGGAAGUUGGAGUGACAUCUGCUUGUCUGACAUUGAAUCCAGCACCAGUGGUUCUGAUAGUUCCCUCUCAGAUGGUCUCCCUGUUCACCUACUGAACGUAGCAGAUGAGUUGAAUCAAAAGAAGAAGAUGUAUAAGAAGAAAAAAAAGAAGCCGCUUCAGACUAGGAAACAGCGAAAUGAACAGUAUCAGAAAAAUAAUUUGAUGCAGGAGUUAAAGUUAACAGAAGAUGCCCUGUCCUUCCAGGAAAGGGCAGGGUUUGCUUCUUCUACCCUGCAAAAACAGCCUACCUUUUUCAGAAAUUCAGAGAAUGCCAGUUCUUCAGCGAUGAGAAAUGAAAAACCGAGGUUGAAUGAGUCACAGUUACAUGGAAGAGACAAGGGCACCUCGCUGGACCCAUCAAAAAUGACCUCGAUUCUGACUAAGAGUAAAGAGAGAAUGCAGACGGAGAAGCCAAGACCCACAGUGUCGUGCUCUCCCAAGAGAAGCACAAACUCCAGCCAAGAGCCAGCUCCAGAUAUGAAGUCACACUGGUCCAGGAACAGAUAUCCUGCCACAAAGAGAGGCCGUGCCGCCAUGACGGUGUACCCCUCCUUGCACAUAUACACGUACCCAUAGGGGGCCUUGGCCACACAGGAGCGUCAUUGGCAGUGGGGCUAGACGCGUUUUGUAAUGAGGGGAGUUGUGUGACUUGGGGUACACUGCGUUGUGUGCUCAUGGUGCACUGACCUUACGCUGUGUGCUUACAUUGCAUGCAUGCCCUCGGGACUCAUACCUCAUGAAUCAGGUUUUUUUUCAUAAAGCGAAAUUAUAUUAUGAUGUAUACAAAAGCUUCCUUUAUCAGAAAUUGAGGUGUGUGUUCAUGAACCCACAGCACAGAUAUACCUCAUUCUAACCAAUAGAUAGCCUUUCUAAAAUUAUGUGCAAAUUAACUUUAAGAGCUCAAAUUCUGUUUUAAACCUAUUCUGGGAGUGUGCUGUGUUUAAAAAGUCUUGCGUCAAAGCUUUCUGGCAAUGAAUGGUCAGACUGUGAUUAUCAGAUUGGCUCAUGGUGGCUCAUUGGCUCAUACCACACAGAGAGAACAAUUCGUGUAUUCGCCAGUUUAGUCUUACAUAUAUUAUGUUCAACACGGUUACGUAUGUUUUUUAACCCAUUGAUUAAAAUUCUCUCUCUCUAA
Molecule: messenger RNA, 3789 nt
Organism: Leopardus geoffroyi (Geoffroy's cat)
Lineage: Eukaryota; Metazoa; Chordata; Mammalia; Carnivora; Felidae
Gene: AGBL2
Product: AGBL carboxypeptidase 2
Exons: 18
Coding region: 621-3230 (869 amino acids)
Biological process (GO): proteolysis
Molecular function (GO): metallocarboxypeptidase activity; zinc ion binding
Source: RefSeq, a predicted model, not a curated record